Molecule: messenger RNA, 5900 nt
Organism: Phalacrocorax carbo (great cormorant)
Lineage: Eukaryota; Metazoa; Chordata; Aves; Suliformes; Phalacrocoracidae
Source: RefSeq, a predicted model, not a curated record
AUGGGGGAAAAUCCUGCCAAGGAUCAUUAUGCACAGCUUAACCAGGGAGAAGAGAAUGAGAUGGAGAUUUUUGGCUACAAAACCCAAGGCUGCCGAAAGGCCUUGUGCGUUGCUGGAUACAUCUUGUCCUGUGGGGCUCUGCUGCUGCUGUUUUACUGGAAGCCAGAGUGGGAUGUGUGGGCGAACUGCAUCCGCUGCAGCUUGGAAGAAGCAGACAUUGUUCUGCUCAGAACAACAGAUGAAUUUCGGAUUUAUUCGCGUAAGACUGUGACAUGGAUCUCUGUGUCUGCACUUAUCAAAAGUAGAUCCGAUUAUCCAGCCACUGCUGAAGAAGACUCAAUCAUCAGCAAAGCCAUAAUGAAGCCAAGUUUGCAAGUGAAAAGUAUCCAAGUACAAAAAAUCCGCUAUGUCUGGAAUAUCUCUGCAAAACAGUUCCAGAAAGUUGGAGCCCUAGAAGACCACCACACUUGCUCAGCUAUACAUGCCAAAUUUGGUUCUGGUCUCACCUGCAAUGAACGGAAUGUCAGGAGAGUUAUAUGUGGGCCAAACACUAUUGAUGUUCCAGUGAUCCCUAUUUGGAAACUACUCAUCAAAGAGGUCUUAAAUCCAUUUUACGUGUUCCAGCUGUUCAGUGUAUGUCUGUGGUUUGCUGAAGAUUACAUGGAGUAUGCCACUGCCAUCAUAAUCAUGUCUCUCCUCUCGAUUUUUUUGACUGUAUAUGAUCUUAGACAGCAAUCGGUUAAACUGCACAGACUGGUUGAGUCUCAUAACAACGUCAUGGUCACAGUCUGCAGAAAUAAGGAAGGUUUCCAAGAGCUGGAAUCACACCAUCUUGUUCCUGGAGAUAUGCUGGUUUUGAAAGAGGACAAAACCCUUUUGCCUUGUGAUGCCAUCCUGAUCAGUGGGCAGUGCAUUGUAAAUGAAAGCAUGCUGACAGGAGAAAGUAUUCCAGUAAUGAAGACCCACUUACCCCAAGCUGAUAACUUCAAGCCCUGGAGAAUGUACUGUGCAGAGGAUUACAAAAAACACAUCCUUUUCUGUGGAACAGAGGUCAUACAGACCAAGGCAGAUGACAGAGGAGUAGUGAAAGCUGUGGUGCUGCGGACUGGUUUCAAUACAGCCAAAGGGGAUCUGAUAAGGUCCAUUCUCUACCCUAAACCCAUGAACUUCAGGCUGUACAGAGAUGCCCUCAGGUUCCUGAUGUGCCUUGUAGCAUUUGCAGCCAUUGGAAUGAUCUACACAGUGUGUGUAUUUGCACUUAAUGGGGAGGAGGCAGGAGAAGUGGUGAAGAAGGCUUUGGACGUUAUCACUAUUGCUGUCCCCCCAGCUCUUCCAGCUGCCUUGACAACAGGGAUCAUUUAUACCCAGCGGAGGCUGAAGAAAAAGGGCAUCUUCUGCAUCAGCCCACAGAGGAUCAACAUGUGUGGACAGCUGAACCUCAUCUGCUUUGACAAAACUGGCACCUUAACAGAAGAUGGCCUGGAUCUUUGGGGCUUGCUGCCCUGUGAAAGAAACUGCUUCCAGAACAUUCACAGCUUCCCUGUGGACCACAGCCUACCUUGGGGCCCAGUGUUCAGAGCAAUGGUGGUUUGUCAUUCACUAUUUGUUUGGGAGGGCAAGAUCCAAGGAGACCCACUGGAUGUGAAGAUGUUUGAGGCCACUAACUGGGUGAUAGAUGAUUCCAGUGGACACCAGAUUGAAGGUCAAGGAUCCACACAUGCCACAGUUGUUAGACCUGGGCCUAAAGCCAGCAGUGCCCCAGUGGAAGGAGUUACCAUUUUACAUCAGUUUCCAUUUUCUUCAGCUUUGCAGAGAAUGUCUGUCAUUGCUCAGGAAAUUGGUGGGGAACCACAGGUCUUCACAAAAGGGGCUCCAGAAAUGGUAGCCAUGUUAUGUAGAGCAGAAACAGUCCCAUCAAACUUUGAAAGCAAGCUUCUGCUCUACACAGCGCAGGGCUUUAGGGUCAUCGGACUGGCAUGUAAAUCUCUACAGUCAGGGAAGCAUUCUGCUGGUCUAACAAGGGAGCAGGUAGAAUCUGAUCUGACAUUCCUGGGUCUGCUGAUAAUGGAGAAUAGAUUAAAGAGGGAGACAAAACCUGUCCUGGAAGAGCUCAGUGCUGCCCGCAUCAGGAGUGUUAUGGUCACAGGUGACAACAUUCGGACAGCUGUAACUGUUGCCAAAAAUGCUGGGAUGAUUUCUCCAACGAACAGAGUGAUUCUUGUGGAAGCGAAAAAACCACCUGGAUCUUUUUCGGCAUCUAUUACCUGGAAACUACUAGAAGAAAACAAAACUGAAGAUUACAGAAACCUGGAGGAUGACAUUCAGACUGAACGAAGAAUCAGGCUAGCAUUGGGAUCAGGCCAGUAUCAUUUUGCCAUGAGUGGAAAAUCUUACCAAAUUGUGGCACAGCAUUUCCGUCACUUACUUCCAAAGCUCCUGCUGAAUGGAACAGUUUUUGCUAGAAUGUCUCCUGGUCAGAAAUCCAGCCUUGUAGAAGAGUUUCAAAAGCUGGAUUACUUUGUGGGCAUGUGUGGAGAUGGAGCCAACGACUGCGGGGCUUUGAAAGUGGCGCAUGCAGGGAUAUCACUGUCGGAGCAGGAGGCGUCUGUGGCUUCACCUUUCACAUCCCAAACCGCCAGCAUAGCAUGUGUGCCAGAGCUGAUCAGGGAAGGCCGUGCUGCCCUCGUCACUUCCUUCUGCAUGUUCAAGUACAUGGCACUGUACAGCACCAUUCAGUACCUUGGUGUUCUCCUACUGUACUGGCAACUAAACUCCUUUGGGAAUUACCAGUUUUUGUUCCAAGAUCUGGCUAUUACCACUGUAAUUGGUGUGACAAUGAGUUUCACAGGUGCCUAUCCAAAGCUGGUUCCCUACAGGCCUCCUAGCCAACUCAUCUCGCCCCCGUUGCUGCUCUCUGUUGUCCUUAACAUCCUCUUCAGCCUCAGCAUGCAGAUCUUUGGGUUUGUGGUGGUCCAGCAGCAGCCUUGGUAUUCCAAGACCAAUAUACACAGCGCCUGCCUUUCAGUGAACAGCCACAUGGAGAAUUCUUCAUCUAUUUCCAGCCUGGAGCUCCAUGGGAUAAGAGAUGGAGCCCAAGAGCAAAUGGACAAUGGCUACAAGAGCUAUGAAAACACCACAGUGUGGCUGCUAAGUACCAUCAACUGCCUCAUCGUAGCGCUAGUGUUUUCCAAGGGAAAGCCUUUCAGGCAACCUAUCUAUAGAAACUAUAUGUUCGUACUGGUGCUGUUAGGGCAGCUGGCCAUUUGCCUCUUCCUGGUGUUUGCUGAUAUCGAUGAUCUCUACUCUAAGAUGGAUCUUGUUUGCACCCCUACCACGUGGCGGAUAUCCAUAGUGAUAAUUCUUGCAUUCACACUUGCUGUGUCCUUCCUUGUCGAGGAGGCUGUCAUCGAGAACAGACCUUUAUGGCUGCUGCUGAAAAAGACCUUCCGGUACCACUCAAAGAGCCAGUACAAGAGGCUGCAGCGAGUGUUAGAGCAGGACUCAGCCUGGCCACCUCUGCAUGAAACCUUCUUCUCAGAUUCUGUGGCAAUAUCAGUAGAGGGAAGUAUGGGAGGUCAUAGCAAUCCGACAUUUGACAGCAAUGAGGACGCACUCUGAUGGAAACUGCAGAGGACACAUGUCCAGGACAGUUGCAGUUGCCGGUAGAAGGACUCUCUCAGAGAUAUAAGAAAAGAGGAAGGACUGACCCAUCACUGCUCCCGCAUUCUGAAACUAACCAGCUCUGGCUUAUUUUUAAAUUAACUGGAAGCAGAAAUGCUGGCUGCAGUAGCAUAAAGCCACAGUAGUGUUUCUCCUGUCCCCUUGCCUAUGUGUGAAUGGCUGCCAGCUGUAAAUGGAACAGCUUGCUGAAUAUUGGCAAAGUAUUCAUGGUUGAAACACCCCAUUGCUGCAUCCUUCUCUUGAACUGCAUUAUGCAGUCCAUAAAAGUGGGGGCUCCUCCAGAUGAGAAGUAGCUAAUUUAGAUACCAGCACUCCUCCUGGGAGAUCCCCUUUGACAAAACAAGAAGAAUUUACCCCUGAUAGAGGCUGCUGAACAUAGGCAGGUCCUGGGAUUCCUAUAGGUCUUGGGGUUUCAGAUACUGCUACCUAGUGUCUGCUGCUGUUUGGGGUUUUUUCCCCCUCUGGCAGUCCUUGGCAUUCUGGGGCUGGAAGGAGCUGCAAAUAGCCAAAUCCUUCUAGAAGCAUCCAUGCCCAGAACCAUUAUGCACUUCCUGUAAUGAGAGCACUGCAGCGCUUUAUUGCUAGCUCACUGCUACCAGGCAACCUGUGUGCCCUCUUCUCAGUUUAAAAUGUGGUGCAUGCAUUUUCUGGGUGAAAAAUCUUAUUGACCUACAGAACAGAAUGAUUUAAUUGUUUAACAGUUCUUUUUGAGGGAGAUAUUUGUUUGGGAUACCCAUUUUAAAAAUGUAGAAUGGAACACAUGAUAAUUGCAAAUUAUGAUCUCAUCCUGUGGAUCUACAAGGACAUGCUGUCCCAUGUGCUGUAAGCUUGCUCUGCUAGAGCUGAUGCUGCGCAGCUGGGCUGCCACCUGGCAUCAGCUCCUGGUUUACCAGCGCCAAAAGAAGCAGACAUUGAAGCGGUUACUCCCCCCAAGGGAUUAAGGCCUGAAUUAAAAGACAGGGAGCCAGCUAGGUCUCAGAAUAAUUUUAUUAAAUUCUGUGGCAUGCUCUUAAAUUGGACCAUCUGAGGUUUUGGCACUGUUUUCCAACCAUAAUUGCACAUGCUACACACCAUGUGUCAUUCAUCAACUCAUAUCCUCACCUGUUAACCUUUCAUGAUGACUUUUACUCACUCUGCUGUACUGCUUUUGCCAUACAUAAAUGCAAUAGCACUGCACAUUUGUGUAGGACUUACCUACUCAAAAAAAAAAAAGCAGCUUCUACCAGCAUGUAUUCUCUUAGCCCUUUGAUGCUGAGCUGACUUCCUGCUCACCAUAUUUUGCCAUCUUGGUUGCUGGGUAAAACAUCAAGAUAUCAGUCAGGGAGGCUUCGGGCCAAAAGGAACACUUCCUUCUUCAGCUAAGAUGUGCAGGGAAGUUGUCCCCUCUGAGCAGACUGCACGAUUUGUUUUUUGCAGUUGGAGCUUGCCCAUGAUUUUCCUGGGUGGGGCUGAGGAGCACUUCGGGAGCACUUCAACACUGGGGACUGUAUGUUCCCACUACUUGAUGCUAAAGCAUUCUUGCAUUGGCACAGAAACCUAGAGAAUCAGGCAGGUUGGGAGUCAUGGUAAAGAUUCCUUUGGUCUUUUAGAAUAAAAAGUAGCUCUGGAAAACCAAGAGCAAAACAGAGAGAUUAUGGAUUGUUGUGAUUCAACAUGUCUGUACCAGAAUAGUGCUUGAAAAGAAUUUGGCUUUAAUCAAAACAUUACUCUUUUUCUAACAACAAACAAAAAAUGUUUUAACUUGAAGAAAACAUGUAUUUGACACAAAGCGAUAUUUUCCCCAUUUUAGACAAGUUUGACAUAAGCAAAUGGAGUAAAUACCUUCCUACCUGCUGUGGUUUACCUAAUGGUAUAUACCUGCCACAAAGUGACACAACUUGACACAAACCAGAAGUGGUUCACAUUUAUUCAUAAAAGUGUCUCCAAAGUUAGAAUAAGUUCCCAGAUUGCAGCAAAAUCCAUUGGAAAGUGAGGGCUAGAUGCCCUGUGCACUCCUUGCAGCUUAAGGAGACACCAAAGAGCAAGUUAGUAGAGUUAUUCCUGCCAUCCUCAGUUUGAGAUAGAGUAAUAUUUCCCUUUGUCAUGGUUUUAGCUGGGAUAGAGUUAAUUUUCUUCACUCUAGCUGGUAUAGUGCUGUGCUUUGAAAUUAGCAUGGAAAAAAAAAACCUGUUGAGAUAGCACACAGAUGUUUAGGCUGUUGCUGGGUAGCACUUGUGCCA